CCUUGUUCAUAGUCCCACAUUGUUGAUCUAAUUUAGACUUUUUUUUUUAGAUAGACGUACAACUGCGUAAAAUGUCUGAUAUACCAGAUGAAGAUGACGACUUUACCAUUGAUCCCAAUGAUGUUGUUCAAGUUAUUGAGCUUGAUGAUAGUGAAGGAGAAAUGGACGGAGAGUCAGAUUUACUUGGAGUAAGUGAUGAGGAAAAUGAAAAUGAAAUGGACACUGAGGAGGCGGCAGCUGCAGCACAUCAGAGAGAUGAUUCUAUACUUACUUUUAUUGGUCAUACCAACUCUUCAGUCAUUUGCACCAGGCUAAACCCAGUCGAUAACAAUAUAGCUGUGACUGGAGGUCAAGAUGACCAGGCCUUGGUUUGGAAUACCCGAGAAGGUUCUAUCUACUUUCAGUGUACAGGUCACACAGACACAGUUGUCAGUGUUGGUUUCAGUCACGAUGGUAAGCUGGUAGCCACAGCUGACAUGAAAGGCCUGAUCAAAGUUUGGAAGGUUGAGACAGGAACAGUCGUCUGGUCAUUUGAUGGGACGGACCUAGAGUGGAUUCAGUGGCACAAAGCUGCUCCUGUUCUACUGGCAGGCACCAAGGAGGGUGAGGUCUGGAUGUGGAAGAUACCGUCGGGAGACUGUAAAACGUUUGCCGGGCGUGGACCCAGUGCACAGUGUGGAUUAAUAAUGCCUGAUGGAAAAACUGCUUGUGUCGGAUAUGAAGAUGGUGUUGUUAAAAUUUGGGAUCUGAAAUCAUCCAGUGCGAUACACACAGUUUCUGAUCAUGAAGGUCACAAGGAGCCAGUAUUUUGUUUGGAUCAUAACAGCAGCGGCUCUUUGGUCAUGACUGGCUCUGAGGACAUGACGGCCAAAGUUAUCAACACCUCAACCGGCAAGGUCGUGUCAACACUUGCUUGUCAGAAAACGGAAGAAGACGAAGAUUCUGUUGAAGCUGUAGGUUUCUCCCACUUACAUGAUUACGCCACCACCGGAACACUUGGGGGUGCUCUUGAGAUCUGGGACCUGCCAACGAAAUCUGUUCGCCAUCGAUGUGAGCACCCUCAUGGUAUUGUCAAGAUUGUCUGGUCCAAAGUUUUCCCAACCUUCUUCACAUCCUGUCUAGAUGGCAACAUCAGGCAGUUUGAUUCACGGAAUGGCGAGAUGGUUCGCACUUGGCAGGGUCACAGAGCUGCCAUUUUGGAUUUCGAUUUGUCAAGAGAUGAAUCUCUUUUAGUUACUGCAUCCGAUGACUCGACUGCCAAAGUAUUUCAUAUACAAUGACAACGUGUGUUUUAAACUAAUAAAAAAAUUUACAAAAUAUA
Biomphalaria glabrata is the source of this 1321-nucleotide messenger RNA. Its product is annotated as angio-associated migratory cell protein-like. Bases 72 to 1280 code for a protein of 402 amino acids. Lineage: Eukaryota; Metazoa; Mollusca; Gastropoda; Planorbidae. Gene Ontology annotation, molecular function: protein binding. The transcript is spliced from 11 exons. The record is from RefSeq and is a predicted model, not a curated record.